AUGAAACGGACAAAAUAUAAUGUAGAAGCAGAUGGAUAUCAUAUAGAAAUACCUUAUACAUGUUCUGAAGUUAGAAAAUUAAUUAAUGAAGGAAAGCAUAUUGAUAAAUUUAAAUUAAAAAGAGAAAGGAUUGAAGCAAGAAGUGCAUCAUUUGGAAAAGGAGGAGAAAGAACUGCAUUUGAAGGAAUAUUUACAAAAAGUGAAAGAGAAAUAGUUUUAAAACGGUUUAAUAAAGAAAGAAAAUUUGAUGUUUUUAUUGAAACGAUAGAAAAACAAUGUGUUUGUUCAAGUUUAGCUAUUGAAUUUAAUCAACUUCAUGUUACAGAAAAACAAAUUCAAUUUAUUCCAACUACAUUAUUUAUUUCAAAUUCAUUUAAAGGAAUUUAUGAUGAAAAAAUAUUAAAUAAAAAAGAAUUAGAACCUUUAAUUGAAAAUGGAAUAUUCUUAGUUGAACCUUUACUUCAUGGAGAAUUUAUUAAAUUUAAUUGUAAUAAUGGAAAUUUAUGGUUUGAUUCAUAUCAUGCAACUUUACAUGCAUUUAGUCAUUGGAGUUGGUGUAUUAGUAAUCACCAAUUAAUUAUUGUUGAUCUUCAAGGAAUUCAAAUUGGAAAUUGUUUUUAUUUAACUGAUCCAGCUAUUCUUUCAAUAUCAGAAAAUAAAUUUUCAAAUUCAUCAACUAAUUUAGGUGAAGAAGGGAUCAGUAGAUUCUUUGAAACACAUUACUGUAAUCAAAUAUGUGUUGCAUUAAAUAUUAAUACUGAUCUUUAUCCUAAACAAAUUCCAGAUGAAAUUAUUUCAACAGAAACACCAGUAAAUGAAAAAAUGUCAUGUGUUUCACAAGAACCAUCAACUUCAUUAGGAAAAUGUGUUGUACUUCAUCCAUUUAAAGCAGAAGAAAUAAAUGAUUUAAAUUUAGAAAAAGAUGAUAUAAUAGAAAUAACAGCAAAAGAAGGAGAUUGGUGGCAAGGAAGAUGUAAAGGAAAAGAAGGAAUUUUUCCAAGAAAUCAUGUUCAAGAAUUCUUAAAAGUAUUUCAAUUUGUUUGUUGUUCUGAUUAUCAUGCUAAAAAUAAAGAUGAAAUUGAUGUUUCUGUUGGUGAUUUAGUUUAUCUUCUUGGAAAAAAAGAAGGAAAUGUUAGAGUUGGAUUAAUUGGAAAUGAAUUUAAAUUUGGAUUUAUUCCAUUUGAUGUUGUUCAACCAAUAAAUUGA
Messenger RNA from Entamoeba histolytica HM-1:IMSS, 1206 nucleotides. RefSeq names its product protein kinase, putative. Bases 1 to 1206 code for a protein of 401 amino acids. NCBI's taxonomy places the organism in Eukaryota, Evosea, Mastigamoebida, Endamoebidae. Gene Ontology annotation, molecular function: protein serine/threonine kinase activity; protein binding; ATP binding. The record is from RefSeq and is a predicted model, not a curated record. Gene Ontology annotation, biological process: protein phosphorylation. The transcript has a single exon.